AUGCAAACCGUUCUUAACUACGAACAUCCGUUGUCGUCGCCAUAUCGAGUGCUGACGAAACAAGCGAUCGAUGAUCAGCUUUUGGUGCAUGAACGAACCAUGAUCUCUAAGGUUGGUUUAGACUUCGUUUUCAACUUGAGAACACAUACCCUCAAAUUAAAUGGGCGGAGUUUCUUGGAAAUAUAUUUCUUCCUUAUAAAAGAGCUUCAGAACUUCAACAUUCUCACAUUUUCGAAAACAUUUUCAUUUUCAAAAACAAUAAAUAAACAUUUUUUCAGGCUGCAACCCUUAAAAUGGAAUGGCGUACAGUUCCUCAAUCUGCUCACUCGAAAAACACUGUGAACCCAGUGCGAAAAAUCGCCGAUGCUUGCGCUGUUCAACCAAACCCAUCAAAACGCACUAUCCGUCUUCACCUUGGUGACCCAUCAGUCGGUGGUAAACUUCCACCAUGCCCAGAAGCUGUGCAAGCGAUGCAUGAAUCAGUUGAUAGUCAUAUGUUUGAUGGAUAUGGACCAGCCGUUGGUGCUUUGGCAGCUCGUCAAGCCAUUGUUGACAAAUACUCCACUCCAGAAGCCACCUUCACAGCCGAUGAUGUUGUUUUGGCCUCCGGAUGUUCACACUCGCUUCAAAUGGCUAUUGAAGCCGUCGCUGAUGCUGGAGACAAUAUUCUAGUUCCACACCCAGGAUUCCCACUCUACUCAACCCUCUGCCGACCACACAACAUUGUUGACAAGGCUUACAAGAUUGAUAUGCUUGCCAAUGAAGUGCGAAUUGAUUUGACCUACUUGGAAACAAUGAUUGAUUCGAGAACCCGGGCAAUCAUCAUCAACAACCCUGGAAAUCCAACUGGUGGAGUUUUCACCAAACGUCAUUUGGAAGAGAUUCUCGAAGUCGCCUACAAACACAAACUCAUCAUUAUUGCUGAUGAAAUCUAUGGAGAUCUUGUCUACAACGGUGCCACCUUCUACCCAUUAGCCUCACUCACACCAAAAGUUCCAGUCAUCACUUGUGAUGGAAUUGCUAAAAGAUGGAUGGUUCCUGGCUGGAGAUUGGGAUGGAUCAUCAUCCACGACAGAUUCAAUGUGCUCUCUGAAAUCAAGAAAGGAAUUGUUGCAUUGUCACAAAAAAUUGUUGGACCAUGCGCAAUUGUUCAAGGUGCACUUCCAAAAAUCCUCCGCGACACACCAGAAUCAUACUUCGAAUACACAAGAAAUGUGAUUGAAACCAACGCAAACAUCGUCGAGAACAUUCUUCAAGAUGUUCCCGGACUUCAAGUCAUCAAACCACAAGGAGCUAUGUACAUGAUGGUUGGUGUCGAAAAAUCAUCAUAUGGUGAUGAUGUGACAUUCUGUCAAAAUUUGAUCAAAUCUGAAUCAGUGUUCUGCUUGCCAGGACAAGCAUUCUCCGCACCUGGAUUCUUCCGCGUUGUCUUGACAUCCGCUGAAGAAGAGAUGGAAAUCGCAGCCAUGCGAAUUCGCGACUUCUGCAUUCAAACUUAUCAAAACCGCACCGAUUCGGAAGACAGCUCGGAUGAAGGUCUCGAUUUAUCAACAAUCGAGAGUGAUUAG
Molecule: messenger RNA, 1568 nt
Organism: Caenorhabditis angaria
Lineage: Eukaryota; Metazoa; Nematoda; Chromadorea; Rhabditida; Rhabditidae
Source: the annotation of a GenBank genome assembly